CAACCGUCAAUAUGACAGGCAUUCCCAGUAUCGGGGACAUUCUGAUGCUGUCACAGCUGGCCUGGAAGAUCGGCAGAGCAUUUACCGCAGGAAGGAAAGGCGCGCCGGCAGAGUUCCUCGAGGUUGAAACAGAGAUUAACGGCCUUGCGAAAGCUCUGAAGCUCCUAGCGGAAACGCUGUUCGCCGAUGCUGAUGAUAGCAUACUCUCGAAGGCUGACAAGGACACUAAGUAUGGAGUCGCAACUAUCCUGCUAUCAUGCCAGCAGACAGUCCACGAUCUGGAUUCCCUCACGGACCAAUAUCAAAUCAUCAAGAAGCAUCGUACAAGUGGUGGAUUCGCUGUCGAGAGGUCAUGGAGCGAUCUCGUACUGUGCAGCUACAAGACCAUGAUGUGGACUACGGAAGGCGGAAAUAUACAGGCGUUGAGGAACAUGUUGCACAUGCAUAUGAGCACCAUUACACUCACCAUGCAGGCGUUACAGAGCAAAUCCCUGUCCCGUCUGGAGAACACCGUGACACCCAUGGCCGAAAAGAUUGACGAUAUCCACCAGCAGACUGGUGAUCUGAGCAAGAAGCUAGAAGAUAUCCACAGCAUCGUCCGUGCCAUUGCUGGAGGGACCCCUCGGAUCCGUGCAAGACAGGAUAGCGAGAAUGGCAACAGUCGACCACCCAGUGCUUACCAUCUUGACUCUCAACCCUCCCAAUCGCAGCAAGCUACUCCAACAAUAUCAUCGUAUACUCCACGAGAUUUGUUUCCGCAACGGCAAAGCUCUCGAACAACACCUCAACAGACGCCCGAGCUCGUCGGUUCCGAAUUUUCGUCCUCAGCUUCCUCUACGAAACGCAUAUCAGGCUUUAGCUUCGGCGGCUCGCAAUCACAAUAUGCUAGCAGCUACGCGGGGUCUGACGCUGGAUCUUCUAAUGGCUACACAAGCCCAAUGGGAAGCCGCUCUCCCAUCGCAGAAAGACGGCCAUCGAAACGCGGCGAACCUAGUCUCAUGAAAACUCCAGAGUUACCAGAGAUGUCAGAACAUCAGGACAGCGACAGCACGCUUCGAUGGUCUAUGGAGAGACUACCACAGCCCGCAAUGGACAUUCCGCCAGAUCCAGACAUAGGACCCGCAUCGCAGCUCCAGAAACUUAGUAUAACGCCAUUGACUCAGUCAAGCCCACUCAUGCUUCAUCGAAGCUCGACAAGCGCGAGUCAGCAAAAUGACUUUGAAAAGGCCGCUUUCCGGAACUCAGCUGUGUUAUGUGACGUCCGCGGCACACUCAUCGAAUACACCCGCGCCAUCGAAAGCGACGAUGACCCCUUCGGCGUCGAAAUGGCGCAAGCCUGCACCGUGUGCCGCAUCUGCGUCGUGCGCAAACGCGAAACCGCACCCGACAACUCGAUCCGCAUGAUCACGUCCAUCUGGGCCUUCGCCGACGACGCCACUGUCCGCUUCCAGCAGAAACUCGCCGACGGCGCGCUGUACGUGCCCUACUCGAGCUACUUCUCGCCCGAGAAGAUCUCGGUGACUGUGCCGACCGAGGUCAAGUACCACGACGUGCGGUAUGGCAGCAAGCCGCUCAAGACGGCCAAGACGAGCUGGAUUAACUAUGUCUUUGAGGAUGUUGCGGGCGCGACGCUGUUUCAGACGGAGCUUAUGGGACGGACGCUGCUUGGCACGUAUAGGACUGAGAAGACCCUCCGUAUUCAUGAGGGGCUGUCUAGUGUACUCACCUACGCGGAGCAGAUGUGCGGGAUGGAGAACCUGCGUCUUUGGGAAGACGACGCUACGAGUGCCGUCAUCGCUACUAUUCACUUCAGCGCGCAUUUCCGGAACGGCUACCUCGCGUUCUACCUGAACUCAUCGAGUAAUCCAGUGCGCGUGAAAGACGAGGGCGGGAAGGAGGUCAAGAUCAAGGGGCUCCGUGUGCCCGUGGACGUGAGGGCGGAUCAGAGGAAAGAUAGUGGGGCUGGGGUUGUGGCGGCGCCGACAGGCAAAAAAUCUGGAGAUGAGGGGAAGAGAAGGGGGAGCGAGGCGGAGAAGGAGAAGAAGGGGCGGUAUAUCGCCGGCGCGAAGAUCGAGUUUGCGAGCGAGGCGGAGAAGAGGGCGUUUUUGCUGACGGUGAAGGAGGUGCAGAAGACGAUGCGGGAAUUGCCUGAUUUGGUGGGGGUAUGA
Messenger RNA from Mytilinidion resinicola, 2168 nucleotides. RefSeq lists its product as uncharacterized. The record is from RefSeq and is a predicted model, not a curated record. The coding region runs from base 12 to 2168 and encodes 718 amino acids. The transcript is spliced from 3 exons. NCBI's taxonomy places the organism in Eukaryota, Fungi, Ascomycota, Dothideomycetes, Mytilinidiales, Mytilinidiaceae.